CAUCUGUUGGAAACCGGCAUUAGUUUUGAAGAAAGGAGAAUUGUUUAAAGGAAAGAAAAGUAUAUUAGCGAUGUGCCUUUAUAACUCCGAAUGCGUAGAAAGCAGCAAUGAACCACUCAUCUAUCAAAUCAACUACAGUCAAGCCCGUAGGAAUGUGCGGGUUUUCGAUUAUUGUGUAGAUUGACAGAAGCGUUAUAUGAACAUGUGUUCGAAUGUGCCGUUUUCGUUAAAUUGGACUUGUUUUAUCAAUUUAAGUUCCUCAAUUUCAAGAGAUCUGACAAUAAUAAUUAAUUUAUGUUGUUGGUAAAUUUCAAAAAUUAAAAAAUCUAUACAAAUCUUGCGCUAGACGUUACCUUUCAUCUGAAGAUGUAGUACAUUUACUAGUAAAUGUGUUGUAGAGAACGACAAGAAGAUUUCUACUUCAAUUACAAAAGUAGGGCAAAACACCGCGUGGAAUGAUUAACUUCAACCAAACAUUUAUCAUCGGACAGCGUCUCUUGAUUUGACCUUGGUUUAUGUGUGUUUGUGAAAAAUGCGAUAGGAACGAAGUGUGGGUAAUAUGGAACCCCUUUUUUUCCAGUUCCCUCAACCACAUGCACAAAAGCAGGGAACCUGUUCUUUACAAUAUAUUUGUACGAAUUUUAGCCGGGUUUUUUUUUCUAUGGUGAUGAUGAUCUAUGGCAGGUCUAGAAUACGAUCUGUUCUUUACGAGAAAAGGCAAGAUCUAUUGUAUCUAGGAUUGGGAUUUGUUGUCCUUUUCUGUUUUGACGAAUAUAUACGGGAGUUCCAAAUAUUUUAGGUUAACAUUAGCGCGUUAUUGUUAGGUCGUUCCAAGAAAUCGCCGUGUAAAGAAGGGUCCGUAGGAAUUUUGUUUUUAAAAAUUUUAUUACAUGAAUUACGUGGUAACGUGUCUUUAAAAAAUUAGAUAACCAUGCUGCCGAACGAGGAAGCUAUCGUCGCAUUGCCGAGCGAAGUACGGAAGCAAGAGUUGAGUGAAUAUAGACCGCCGACGGCUUACCUGGUGCUGGAGGAUGGGACAAUCUUUCCCGGCCACAAGUUCGGUGCGGAUGUGAGCGUAGAUGGUGAGGUCGUGUUUCAGACGGGUAUGGUAGGUUAUCCGGAAUCGAUGACCGACCCGUCGUAUCAUGGCCAGAUACUGGUGCUAACGUAUCCGUUGAUUGGCAACUACGGCAUCCCGGAUGCGGAUUUGGAUGAGUGUGGGCUAAUGCGGCACUUUGAGUCGAACAACCGCAUAUGGACUGCUGGGCUGGUUGUGAGUGAAAUAUGCCACGAACCAUCGCACUGGCGCAGUAAGCUAACGCUGUCAAGCUGGAUGUGGAGGCAUGGUGUGCCGGGAAUUAGUGGAAUAGAUACGCGAGCGUUGACUAAAAAGAUACGCGAAAAUGGCACUAUUCUAGGAAAGAUUGUUCAAUCACGUGUCUUGUCGAUUGCCGGUCUCAACUUUAGCAAUCAAAACUUGCGAAACCUGGUCGCGGAGGUAUCAUUGGCUCAGCCGCGCACCUACAACGAAUCAGGUUCGCCCCGAAUUUUGGCAAUAGAUUGUGGCUUAAAGCUAAAUCAAGUGCGUUGCUUCGUUAGCCGUGGUGCACGGUUGGAUGUGGUACCGUGGAAUGCACGACCGAACCCGGACGAGUACGAUGGGCUGUUUCUUUCGAACGGUCCCGGCGAUCCGGAGAUGUGCCGGGAGGUGGUGGAAAAUCUGCGGAGUUUGCUCAACAUGAAGACGGCGAAGCCAAUCUUUGGCAUCUGUCUCGGGCAUCAGAUCCUCUCGACGGCGGCCGGCUGUCGUACGUUUAAGAUGCGCUACGGUAAUCGGGGUCACAACCUGCCCUGUAUGCAUCUUGGCACUAGGCGAUGCUAUAUGACGUCGCAAAAUCAUGGUUUUGCGGUCGAUUCCAAUCAGAUGCCGGUAGGAUGGGAGGAGCUGUUUACUAACCUGAACGAUGGUACGAACGAGGGUAUUGUGCAUCAGACUAAGCCGUACUUUAGUGUGCAGUUCCAUCCGGAACAUACGGCUGGUCCGGCAGAUUUGGAGGUGUUGUUCGAUGUGUUUCUUGAGGUGGUGAGUGAGUACAAGCGAGAGCCUAAGAAACAGCACGUGUCGGUAAAGGACCGUUUGAACGAGCGACUGCAAUACGUACCACCGGUACCGAUCGAUCUGGAGCGUCCCAAGAAGGUGUUAAUAUUGGGAUCGGGUGGAUUGUCUAUCGGGCAGGCUGGAGAGUUCGAUUACUCUGGAUCGCAGGCGAUCAAGGCACUGAAGGAGGAACGCAUUCAAACGGUCCUGAUCAACCCAAACAUUGCAACCGUUCAGACUUCCAAGGGGUUGGCGGAUAAGGUGUACUUUCUACCGUUGACUCGGUAUUACGUGGAGAAGGUAAUCAAGGCAGAAAGACCCGGCGGUGUACUGUUAACGUUUGGUGGCCAGACCGCUUUGAACGUUGGCAUUGAGAUGGAACGGGCCGGAUUGUUUAGUCGGUACGGUGUGAAGAUUAUGGGUACACCGAUCAGUUCCAUCAUUGAAACCGAGGAUCGCAAGUUGUUCGCCGAACGUGUGGCUGAGAUUGGUGAGAAGGUCGCACCGUCAGCAGCGGUAUACUCCGUAUCGGAAGCACUCGAUGCGGCGGAUACGAUCGGCUAUCCCGUAAUGGCACGUGCCGCAUUCUCGCUCGGUGGUCUUGGUUCGGGUUUUGCGAGCAACGCGGAAGAACUGAAGGCACUAGCGAACCAAGCUUUGGCACAUUCCAAUCAGCUCAUCAUUGAUAAGUCGCUCAAGGGCUGGAAGGAGGUAGAGUACGAGGUGGUGCGCGAUGCCUACGACAACUGUAUCACCGUGUGCAACAUGGAGAAUGUCGAUCCGCUGGGCAUUCACACGGGAGAAAGUAUUGUGGUGGCACCGUCUCAGACACUUUCCAACCGGGAGUACAACCUGUUGCGCUCCACAGCGAUACGUGUCAUACGGCACUUUGGUGUAGUUGGGGAGUGUAACAUCCAGUACGCGUUGAAUCCGGAAUCGGAAGAGUACUACAUCAUUGAGGUGAAUGCACGCCUGUCGAGAAGUUCCGCGUUGGCCAGUAAGGCAACUGGGUAUCCGUUGGCGUACGUGGCGGCAAAGUUGGCGCUGGCGAUACCGCUCCCAGACAUCCGUAACUCGGUGACCGGUGUGACGACGGCCUGCUUUGAGCCGAGUCUCGAUUACUGUGUGGUGAAGAUGCCACGCUGGGAUUUGGCGAAGUUUGCACGCGUUAGCAAGAAUAUUGGGAGCUCCAUGAAGAGUGUCGGCGAAGUAAUGGCGAUUGGGCGUACCUUCGAGGAAGCGUUCCAGAAGGCACUGCGGAUGGUGGACAGUGUGAAUGGGUUCGAUCCUUACCUGAAGCCGGUGAAUGAGCAGGAGCUGGAGCAACCCACCGACAAGCGUAUGUUCGUGUUGGCUGCUGCCCUGAAGGCCCGCUACACGGUGGAACAGAUCUACGAGCUGACCAAGAUAGAUCGUUGGUUUUUGCGCAAGCUGAAAGGUAUCAUCGACUUUACCGAUGAGCUGGAAGAGCUCGAGCACGGUUGCGUACCGGAGGCAGCGAUGUUGCGUGAAGCAAAACGGCUUGGCUUUUCCGAUCGUAUGAUUGCGCAGUGCGUUAAAAGUACCGAGCUGGCGGUACGGAUGCAGCGUAAGGAACUUGGCGUAUUACCCUUCGUGAAACAGAUUGAUACAGUGGCGGGUGAGUGGCCUGCCUCGACUAACUAUCUCUACCUGACGUACAGUGCCACCGAAAACGAUGUCGAGUUCCCGGGACAGUACACGAUGGUGAUCGGUUCGGGUGUGUAUCGGAUCGGCAGCUCGGUCGAGUUCGAUUGGUGUGCCGUCGGGUGUUUGAAGGAGUUACGCCGAUUAAAUCACAAAACCAUCAUGGUGAACUACAAUCCCGAAACGGUCAGCACGGAUUACGAUAUGUGCGAUCGGCUGUACUUUGAGGAAAUUUCGUUCGAAGUCGUGAUGGAUAUUUACGAUGCGGAGCAACCGAUGGGUAUAAUUCUUUCGAUGGGUGGCCAACUGCCGAACAACAUCGCGAUGGAUCUGCAUCGGCAGCAGGCACGCAUUUUGGGCACGUCACCCGAAUCGGUCGAUAGUGCCGAAAAUCGGUUCAAGUUUUCGCGCAAGCUCGACCGCAAGGGGAUUUCUCAACCGCGCUGGAAGGAGUUGACGAAUCUGGAAUCGGCGAUCGAGUUUUGUGAGGAGGUCGGAUAUCCGUGUCUGGUACGGCCUUCCUAUGUGCUGUCCGGUGCCGCCAUGAACGUAGCCUACUCAAACCAGGACCUCAAGACGUACCUGAAGCACGCGUCCGACGUCAGCAAAGAGCAUCCGGUGGUGAUCUCGAAGUUUCUGGUCGAGGCAAAAGAAAUCGAUGUGGAUGCAGUUGCGGCGGACGGUGUCAUUCUGUGCAUGGCCGUGUCCGAACACGUGGAGAACGCUGGUGUACAUUCGGGUGAUGCGACACUCGUGACACCACCGCAAGACAUCAACCGGGAAACGCUGGAGCGCAUCAAGGAGAUAGCCCGAGACAUUGCCGACCUGCUGGAUGUAACGGGUCCGUUCAAUAUGCAGCUGAUUGCGAAAAAUAACGAGCUGAAGGUGAUCGAGUGUAAUGUGCGCGUGUCGCGCUCGUUCCCGUUCGUGUCGAAGACGCUUGACUUCGACUUUGUGGCACUGGCUACGCGGGUCAUCGUGGGACAUACGGAUAUUGAGCCUGUGGAGGUGAUGCAUGGUCGCGGGCUGGUUGGUGUAAAGGUGCCCCAGUUCAGCUUCUCCCGAUUGGCUGGAGCUGACGUGAUGUUGGGUGUGGAGAUGGCAUCAACUGGUGAGGUUGCCUGCUUUGGGGAGAAUCGCUACGAAGCCUACCUCAAGGCUAUGAUGUCAACCGGAUUCCAAAUACCGAAGAAGUCGAUACUACUCAGUAUUGGAAGUUACAAGCACAAAAUGGAACUCUUACCAUCGAUACGUAUACUCGAGAAGAUGGGCUACAAGCUGUAUGCGUCAAUGGGCACGGGUGACUUUUAUACCGAACACGGCGUUGAGGUCGAGAGCGUACAGUGGACGUUCGAUUCGUUUGCCGCAGAGGACAAUGGCAACGGUGCUGGAAGUGAGCUGCGCCAUCUGGCGGAAUAUCUCGCCAACAAGCAGUUUGAUCUGGUGAUCAACCCACCGAUGAGUGGUGGCGGCGCUCGUCGGGUAGCCUGCUUCAUGACGCACGGUUACCGUACCCGACGGUUGGCCGUCGAUUACUCCAUCCCGCUCGUGACGGAUGUGAAGUGUGCGAAAUUGCUGGUAGCGGCAAUGCAACGGAUCGGUGGUGCACCGUCGAUGAAGACACAUAUCGACUGUAUGUCGUCCCGGUUGAUGGUAAAGCUGCCCGGCUUUAUUGAUGUGCAUGUGCAUCUGCGGGAACCGGGCGCACCGCAUAAGGAAACUUUUGCGACGGGUACGGCAGCGGCCCUUGCCGGUGGUAUAACGAUGGUACUGGCGAUGCCGAACACCCAACCGGCUAUAGUUGAUCGGGGAGCGUUCCAGCAAGCGGUGGAACUAGCACAGAAAGGUGCACGAUGUGACUACGCACUGUACGUUGGUGCGUCCUCUACCAACUUCAGCACCGUUCAUGAGUUGGCGUCUCAAGCGGCCGGUUUGAAGCUUUACCUAAACGAAACGUUCACGACGUUGCGAUUGAAUGGUCUAUCCGUGUGGCAGGCGCAUCUUGCCAACUGGCCAAAGCGGGCACCGCUGUGUGUGCACGCCGAGCGGGAAACGAUGGCGGCGGUACUGCUGUUGGCCUCACUCACCGACCGCCCAAUACACGUGUGCCAUGUAGCGCGCAAAGAGGAGAUACUGUUGAUCAAGGCGGCCAAAGAGCGUGGCCUGAAGGUGACAUGCGAGGUGUGCCCGCAUCAUCUCUUCCUAUCGACGGCCGAUCUCGACCGUAUUGGAGCGGGACGGGGUGAGGUGCGUCCGGUAUUGUGUAGCCCGGAAGACCAGCAAGCGCUCUGGGACAAUCUGGACGUGGUGGAUGUGUUUGCGACGGAUCAUGCGCCGCACGCCCGGGAGGAGAAGGAAUCGGAACGGCCACCGCCGGGUUUCCCCGGGUUGGAGACGAUUCUCCCGCUGCUGUUGACGGCCGUCACCGAAGGGCGGCUUACGAUGGAUGAGCUGGUGAACAAGUUCCACAGUAAUCCACGCCGGAUCUUUAACCUGCCGGAGCAACCGAACACGUACGUUGAGAUUGAUCUGAGCGAGGAGUGGAUUAUACCGGACCGUCCGGCACAUUCCAAGGCGCACUGGACACCGUUUGCGGGGAUGCGCGUGAAGGGUUGCGUGCAUCGUGUGGUGCUGCGCGGUGAGACGGCGUACGUCGAUGGGUUGGUGUUGGUCAACCCGGGCUAUGGGCAGAACGUGCGCGAAUGGCACGGUGGAAAGCCACCGAUGGCCGGUGCCGCUUCGAUCGAGCGUAUCGAUGUGCUGAACCACUCGAUCGGAUCCGGUUCGGGUGUGGGCUUGCGGACCGCAGACCUCGAACCGGACCUGCAAACGAACGAAGCAUUCUAUCAGCUGCUCUCGCCGGACGGUACUAAUGCGCACGUGAAGCAGCUCGGCGUACACUUUGCCGGGGAGCAAUCGGGGAUGCGUUCGGCGUCGCCACUCCCACCGAGGAUACGGUGCGAUUCGACCGGCAAUCAAUCUGUGGUCGGUAAGCUCGAACCAAUCUCCAUCAAUACUGGGCUGGGUGGGGUGCGUGAACGUCAGCUAGCGGGUCGUCACGUCCUGACGGUGGAUAUGUUCACCAAGGAGCAUCUGAACGAAAUCUUUCACCUGGCGCAAACGAUGAAAUCACGCGUCGCUAAGGAGCGACUGUUGGACGAUCUAUUGCGCGGAAAGGUGAUGGUGUCCAUCUUCUAUGAAGUGAGUACACGCACGAGCUGUAGCUUUGCAGCGGCAAUGCAGCGUCUCGGUGGUCGGAUCGUACACAUCGACGAAACGUCCUCAUCCGCUAAAAAGGGCGAAACGCUCGAGGAUAGCAUCCAGGUGAUUGCUGGUUAUGCUGAUGUAGUUGUACUGCGACAUCCAUUGCCCGGAGCGGUUACGCGCGCUGCCCAGCAUUGCCGUAAGCCACUAAUCAACGCGGGCGAUGGUGUUGGAGAACAUCCAACACAAGCACUGCUGGAUAUAUUUACCAUCCGCGAGGAAAUCGGUACGGUGAACGGUUUAACGAUCACGAUGGUGGGUGAUCUGAAACAUGGCCGUACCGUCCACUCACUGGCACGGCUGCUGACGAUGUACAACGUGAAUUUGCGCUACGUUUGCCCGGCCGGGCUCGAGAUGCCGAGCCACAUUAAGCAGUACAUCGACAAGAAGGGUAUCUCCCAGCGUCAGUACGACUCGCUCGAGACGGCUAUUAUUGAUACGGAUGUGCUGUAUAUGACACGGAUCCAGCGUGAGCGGUUUGAAAGUGAGCAGGAGUACGAGAGGUGUUGCGGACAGCUGAUACUAACGCCCCAAAUUAUGACAUUGGCCAAGCGUCGCAUGAUCGUGAUGCACCCAUUGCCGCGCGUCUUCGAAAUCAGUGUGGAGAUUGAUAGCGAUCCCAGGGCGGCAUACUUCCGGCAGGCGGAAUAUGGAAUGUACGUGCGUAUGGCACUGCUAGCGAUGGUGUUGGGACGAAACUGAAAGAAAACCCAGCAAAAAAUUGGACGCAAAACAAACCCGAUGUCCACCGUACAGUGUCAGUUCUGGAGGUGUUUAUUCCGAUACGAAGUAUCUAUACAUUGGAGAGGUGGGCUAAACACGAAGCUAAUACUAGAUACGGUACCAAUCCUAGAUAUAAUGUUGGAACAAACGUUUCCAGCAACAUUACGAAUACCUAAUUCUAAAUAUGAAACCAAUCCUAACGAUGGUGAUGGAGCCAGCUUUUGCUGUAACAUCAUUUUUUCGUGGAACCAACCAUGCAACGAACUUCCUUACUUACUGUUAUGCAUUUCUGUUACAAGUUUACACAAUAAAACAACACGGUUUCGUGUGGGUGUUGACUAUAAAACAAA
Molecule: messenger RNA, 8100 nt
Organism: Anopheles funestus (African malaria mosquito)
Lineage: Eukaryota; Metazoa; Arthropoda; Insecta; Diptera; Culicidae
Gene: rudimentary
Product: CAD protein
Exons: 7
Coding region: 932-7729 (2265 amino acids)
Biological process (GO): 'de novo' pyrimidine nucleobase biosynthetic process; L-glutamine metabolic process; L-arginine biosynthetic process
Cellular component (GO): cytoplasm; carbamoyl-phosphate synthase complex
Molecular function (GO): amino acid binding; ATP binding; carbamoyl-phosphate synthase (glutamine-hydrolyzing) activity
Source: RefSeq, a predicted model, not a curated record